ACGAACCAGGUGUAGUAAGGUUUAUAUCGCUUGUCGUAUAUAUACUUUUGAUAACAAUUGUCUGAAAUAUAAUAUAUUAUUGACAUUUUGAUAACAGUUGCACCUGUGUUCAUAACUAAUAUUACUUAUUGUUAGUGCAAUAUCGUGUUCAGUAUUUUAGCACAUAUUUUAUAAUAACGACUGUGGUGAAAUUAAAAAAAAAAACAAAAACAAACUAAUUCAGAUGAUCAAAGUGUAAAGUGUGACAAAGUUUUCUACUUUCUAGCAUUAUCAAUUUUGUGGUAUUCCACGAAAAUGAGUUGAACAAACUUAUAAACUAGUUACUGUAUCAUCUUGAAGUUAUAAAUCCUUUCAAAAUGACAACAGAUAGGUUCCAUAAAGCAGCUAAAGAUGGUCUCCUGGAAGUGCUUAGGGAAGCGACGAGGAAGGAGUGCAACAACAAGGAUGAAUCAGGCAUGACUCCGACCUUGUGGGCUGCCUUUGAAGGUCACAUAGAGGCACUACGACUACUCUGUGGCAGAGGGGGUGAACCUGAUAAAUAUGAUUACUUCGGCAACACAGCCCUCCACCUAGCAGCUGCACGCGGUCAUAAGGAAUGCGUGACGUUUUUGGUAAACUUCGGUGCUAACCUGUACGCCAUGGACGUAGACGGUCACACGGCCCAGGAGCUGGCCGCCAUCAACGGAAGAGAUGAUAUACUGCGUUUCCUCGACCAAACUAUCGGCAAACUGGAAAAUAACGACAAAAAAAAGGCGAAGUCCCUCAAAGAAAAGGCGAAGAAGGAUCACGAGAAACUUCAAAAGCAGUACACUAAGAGGCAGAGUAAGGCGGAGGUGAUGGCGGACAAAGAAUUAAAGAAACUAGCCAAGGAAUGGGACCACGGAUACAACGAAGAAAUAACGACCAUGCCGCAUAGACCAAGCAACGUGUUGCUGGCUCUGAAACAGAAAAUGACACGCUCCUCGAGUCAAGGUAAUCUUCUGGACGAUCCUCGUCCGACGUACAGCGCGCUAGUGGGCACGGUGUCGUCAGGGGCUCGAGGCCGAGGCGCCGUCUACAAGAAAGCUCUCGCCAGCAAACUCAAGAACGGCACCCUUGGGAAAACCAGCGCUAGAGACGACUUCAAGGUAGGCGAGGUAGAGACGACAGGUCGUCGCUCGGUGACGUCAUUGAGCGGAGUGCGUCGCGACUCAGAGGUCAUGUACGUCGGCACCUUCGGAGCCGGUCCUCAACAAAGGGCGCCCGUCGCUGAUGUCUUCACUGAUAAACCAUUACUCACCAGAUCAGCGAGUCAACCCGACUUCUUGGCGGCGCAACAGGGGGAAGACAGCGGCAUCGGACAGGAAGUGCUGCUGCAGGAACCGGCCAGUAUAUUUGACAGACCCGGGUUUGGUAGUGUUGCGUUUAGACGUUCCAUAACAGCCACACUGAGCGCGAUGCCGGCCAGCGAGGAGUUGUCCAUAGGAUCCGCGGGCUCCCUUGCCAGACACGCUUACCAACCAGCUGAGUGGGCCUCUACACAGUCAGGGAGUUCCACUAUAACAUCCGACGAGGAACCCGAGGCGGAUGACACGGGAUACUCGUCACUCGAACGCUUCUUGACGGCGUGGGGUCUGUCGCAGUACAUCCAGAAGUUCAAGGACGAGCAGAUCGACCUUGACGCGCUGAUGCUACUCACCGAGAGCGACAUGAAGAGCCUCGGGCUGCCGCUGGGACCGUACCGAAAGUUGGUCACAGCUGUUCAGGAGAGGAAGCAGGCUCUGUCCCAACCGGGCCCCAUGAUAGAUACCGCUAUAUAAAUCUUUUAUAAUCUGUGUGCUAUAAUCAUGCUAAACAUUUUAAAGAACUUCAAAGAUGGCGUUUAAAUGUAUGCCCAUUUUAUUAAAAUUUAACAAGUGGCAUAUAUUUUUAAUUACAUUAUAUAAUAGUUCUAUAGAUUCAUCGUUUGUCAAUUUUUUUUUUGUAUUUGUGACAUUUCAAGUUCUUCUGUCGUGUGUUCCGUAUGUAUUAUCUAUAUUGUAGUUUUGUUUAUAUUAUGUCAAUAUUUUAAGUCAUAUUCUUAUAAAGCCUCCUGUGAUGUGAUACUGCAACUUAACAUUCCAUCCCUUAGCCAUAUUAAGAAUAUAUUUUUUUUUUAUAUAAACCAAAUAAAUAUAUUUUUGUCAUAAAUUUUAUGUUUAUUUAUUCGUUACAUUCAGAAAUAAAAAUACGGUUAAAAAUUUUUGUAAUUUUUAUAUUUGAAAUUUUAAAUACAAAUUCAAGUACGAAAUAUUCUUAAAAAAAAAAAUCAUCAAUAAAAUAAUGUUACCAGGACACACCUAAUAGAUUAAUUUACAGUAUCGCUUAACUAAUUUGAAUAUUUAAAGAGUGACUAAUAUAAUUAUAUAUAUAAUAAUAAUACAAAAAAAAAUUAAAUUACGUGUAACAUCCGGACGGAUCGAAGAGAAUUUCAGUCAUAGUUCGUUGUACGCGAAAUUUAAAAAACCUAUACAUUAAAAUGGUUCCGUAUAUAGAAUGAGCAUAGGUAUACCUCUGAAGUAUAAGAUACUAAACUAAAGGUUUGUUUGCAUACUUAUGGCGGAGUCGGCUGUCGACUUACUCCCUACGUUACAUCUAACCUUACAUAUAUUAUGCUAAAUUCGUUAUAUAUUUUGUUCGAAAAUAAUUGAAGCGUUGUCUUUGUUGUGUCGGAGUUUCGUAAAGCCGUGCUCAGAGACGAAGCGGCGAUGUUAUCAAAGUUACUAUUACCGUUCAGUGAUACGACACAGCGGCGUGUUGGCAGAUAUUUAUAUGUGAUAGAUUGUAUUUUAAUGUUU
This is a messenger RNA of Danaus plexippus (monarch butterfly), 2816 nucleotides long. It is a transcript of the gene Sans, whose product is annotated as pre-mRNA splicing regulator USH1G. The record is from RefSeq and is a predicted model, not a curated record. Bases 357 to 1799 code for a protein of 480 amino acids. Gene Ontology annotation, molecular function: protein binding. The transcript is spliced from 9 exons. NCBI's taxonomy places the organism in Eukaryota, Metazoa, Arthropoda, Insecta, Lepidoptera, Nymphalidae.